Neohortaea acidophila is the source of this 3874-nucleotide messenger RNA. RefSeq names its product Mad3/BUB1 homology region 1-domain-containing protein. Bases 53 to 3814 code for a protein of 1253 amino acids. Gene Ontology annotation, biological process: protein phosphorylation; mitotic spindle assembly checkpoint signaling; meiotic sister chromatid cohesion, centromeric. Gene Ontology annotation, molecular function: protein kinase activity; ATP binding. The record is from RefSeq and is a predicted model, not a curated record. The transcript has 2 exons. Lineage: Eukaryota; Fungi; Ascomycota; Dothideomycetes; Mycosphaerellales; Teratosphaeriaceae.
CGUGUCACAAUUCCCGCCGCACAUCGCCUUCACUCGUGCAUUGCGCAGCACCAUGGCGGGAAUGGAGGACCUCAUUGAUUUCAAUGUCAUCGAAGGGCAUAAGGAGAACAUUCAGGCUCUCCCCAGCGGUCGCUCCGCCAAAGCGCUCGCUCAGAUCUACUCUCCACCCUUACUCGAGGCCAACCCGUCUCCAUCGCUCGUUCCGGAUGCAAACUCCGCCCGGAGAGCAGAGUUCGAGAAAGAACUGCAAAACAUCGACGAAGCAGAUGACCCUCUCGACGUCUACGAUCGUUACGUGAAAUGGACUCUGGACGCCUACCCAUCCGCGCAAGCCACACCGCAAUCCCAACUUCUACCCCUCCUCGAGCGCGCUACAAAGACCUUCCAAACCUCCCCACACUACAAGAAUGAUUCGAGGUAUCUCAAGAUCUGGCUUCACUACAUCAGGUUGUUCUCAGACGCGCCGCGCGAAGUGUUCGUCUUCCUCGCGCGACAAAGCAUCGGCGAGUCCCUGGCGCUAUACUACGAGGAAUUCGCCGCCUGGCUGGAGAACGCAGGCAGAUGGCAUCAAGCCGAAGAGAUCUAUCAGAUGGGGUUGGAGAAGGAAGCGCGACCCGCCGAACGACUGUUGCGGAAGUUCAACGAGUUUGAACGUCGAAAUGCCGCGCGACCACAGGACACCGCAGAACCCACAAGUCCAGCCCUGCCUGCUGCGCGACCCGCAUUGGCCGCGAAGCUCGAUCCUUUCGCCCUGACAUCCUCACCUACCGACCAACCGCAACAGGCCAAGUCGAUCAGCAAGAAGCCUAAAGGCUCCAAGAUGGCCAUCUUCUCUGACAUCGACGCGCCUUCACGACCGGACUCCGGAAACAGCUCCAAAGGCUGGGACAACAUCGGCACGCUCGCAGAUAGAAAGAAAGAGAACACGGUGGAAGCCAAGCCUUGGGUUGGAGAGAAGCUGAAGGGCGGCAAGACGAAUGGUGGAAUGGAGAAGAUCAUGGUGUUCAAAGACCAGUCAUCCCUGAAGCAUUCCCACACAUUUCUACCCCGACAUCUCUUUGAACAGUCAGGCAGCAGCGCUCACGAGCAACAGCGAGUUCCCAAUGCCAAGACUGGUAGGUUGGACUGCGUGUUUGUGAAUCUAGAAGCGGUGUAUCCCGACGUGACGAGACCGGAGAAGGAGUAUUGCUUCGAGGAGUUGAGAGCCAGGCACCGGGGUUGGUUGAACAGAGAUUGGAAACGGCAAAGAACCGCAAAGAAGGAUGAGAUGGAGCUCGAUUUGCCCGCUGCUCGUGAGGAGCCGGCGCAGCAACGCGCAGUCUCACCCCAGCCCGCGCGCGAAGCAAGGCGAGAGAAGAAAGGCGGGUUCCAGAUCUUUGAAGACGCUCUGGAGCCGAGUACAGUCAAUGCCACAACCACCAAAGAUGAGGCAGUACUGGCGAAGACAUUUUCCCAAACGCUAACGCUGAACGACGAAAACGCGCCGCCCACACGAGAAGAUGUCGAUCUCGCAAAGAAGCUUCGACGGGAAGAGCGUGCGAAUCGAACGCGAAAGAUCCAAGUCAUGGAUGUCAAGCACAUCAAGAACGAAACGAAGACGAUCCAGCUCAAUCUCGACUCGCCGACGGGGCCGAAGCUGAAACGCAAGAAGUCGGUGGAACGAUCGGAGCCUACCAUGACCAUCAACACUCGAGAGGCAAUGGACGAGAUUUACGGCAUUUUCAGCCAGCCUCUUCCAUCGCAGGCUGAGCAGACGGAUGGCGAGGAUGACGACAGUGAUACCGACUAUACGACUGGCGAUGAGAGCACCGGCACUGGCAAGCUGUCAAUACCCGGAAGCGAAUAUGGCGAUGAAACCAGGAAUGAGAUUCUCGUUGGCCAGAAGUCCGCCACUGCCGAUGAGGACGACCGAACAAAUGUCAGCAGCUGGUCUGAGUUCACUACCAGCAAGCACAUCCCGAAAGACAGCCAUGCUAGUGAGAGCCUUCCCGAGUCCACGCAAAGCACCACCUGGGACGUAUACCAAGACGAAGAGCCGUCCGCGGAAGCUGGAGAAGACGUCGUAACACCUCUAGAAGAUGACUAUCCACGCACGCAGUACAUCCCCGUCCCACCGGAAGGCUACGAACCUCUCGUGGGCCCGUAUCGGGAUCCGUCUGUCAUGGCGAACAACAAGUUACCCUACAUGACGCCCAUCGUCGAGCAGACCGAGUACUCUCUCGGAAUGGGGACCGGCAAGACGGAGAAGUCGAACUUCAGCGCCAAAACGCCCAGCAGGAAAGCAGGUGUGCCUGUGUCUCUGCCUGAAGACGACAUCCUUUCUAGCAGCCCAUUUCAAGAGGUCAUGAUGGCUGACAAUGCCGAAGACAAGCGUAGAGUGCUUCAGCCGGUCCGCACGAAGACGACGAAAGGCACCAUAUCGCUAGGGCAGGGGACGGCGAAGUCGCAGAUCGACGCGAAGGCGAAUGUGUCUUCUGAUGUUGGUUUCACGCAGAAAGGACCGAUCAUCAAAGACGAACAGUGCAACCCGAUGGACCCGCAACUUCGACAGACGAUCCUGUCGCAGAUGAAGCCAUCGCUCUCGUCUUUCGAAGGCUAUCAUGAGCGCCCCGAUAUCGCAUCCGGCCGCACAGCCGAGAUCAAGAAAUACAUCCGCACCCUUGCAAAAGUCAACAAGAGCAGCGCCGGCGUGGAUAAGACGGCGCAAACUCUCUUCCUACCGCCGAUGUUGACCUUCCAAGGCGGCGAUGGAACGUAUACCAUCAAGCGCGAGCUGGGAGCCGGAACAUUUGCGCCGGUGUACCUCAUCGAGAACAGCGCGGCGCUCUCCAUCUCUGAAGCGGAUGAGAACGAUGAGAACCGACCUCCGUCUCGCGUGGGUAAAGCAGCUUACCGCAAAGCCUUGGAAGCGGUGAAGAUGGAGGAACCGACGAGCGCAUGGGAGUUCUACAUCCUCCGCCAGUCGCAUCGAAGGCUAGGAGUGAGUCGAGCGGCGGAAUCGAUCGUGCGAGCGCACGAAAUGCAUGUCUUCCGCGACGAGUGUUUUCUCGUAGAAGAAUACCGUGACCAAGGCACGCUUCUGGACCUGGUCAACAUCGCGCGCAUCGAAAAUGGGAGCGGAGGCGGCAUGGACGAGCUGCUCGCCAUGUGGUUGACCGUCGAACUACUCCGCACCGUCGAAGCGCUGCACGCCAAACAGAUCAUCCACGGCGACUUGAAAGCCGACAACGUCCUCGUUCGCUUCGACGAUCCAGGCAUGGAGACAGACUGGUCGCCCACCUACUUCCCCAGCGGCGCCCACGGCUGGGCAAGCAAGGGCAUCUGCCUCAUCGACAUGGGCCGCGGCAUCGACAUGAAGCAGUUCACGCCGAACGUGGCUUUCAUCGCCGACUGGAAGACGACGGAAAGCGACUGCGCGGAGAUGCGCGAGCUCCGGCCCUGGACGUACCAAAUCGACUACCACGGGCUCGCGGGCAUCAUCCACAGCAUGCUGUUUGGCAAGUACAUUGAGACUGUGGGGGAGAAGGCGGGCGGCGCUGCUCUCGGCGCGAAGACGUAUCGCAUUCGCGAGAAUUUGAAGCGUUACUGGCAGACGGAGAUUUGGGCCGAGGCUUUUGCGAUGCUGUUGAAUCCGCUGAUGCAUUUGGAGGCGGAGGAGGGGCGGAAGAUGCCGGUGUUGAAGGGCCUGAGGGGCUUGCGGGAGAAGAUGGAGGGGUGGUUGGAGGAGAAUUGCGAGAAAGGGGUUGGAUUGAAGGGGAUGGUUGGCAGAAUGGAGGGGCUGAUCAAGGAGAGGAGGAGAAGGAGUGUGAAAUAGGGUGAUGUUGACUUCACUUGUAAUUUGGGGCAUAGCGUUGGCGUUUGGCUGGUGACUGUG